Messenger RNA from Plasmodium malariae, 972 nucleotides. RefSeq names its product U5 snrnp-specific protein, putative. Bases 1 to 972 code for a protein of 323 amino acids. NCBI's taxonomy places the organism in Eukaryota, Apicomplexa, Aconoidasida, Haemosporida, Plasmodiidae. The transcript has a single exon. Gene Ontology annotation, cellular component: catalytic step 2 spliceosome. Gene Ontology annotation, molecular function: RNA binding; protein binding. The record is from RefSeq and is a predicted model, not a curated record.
AUGGCCAUCGUAAAACCCAGUGCACAGGUUUUAGAAGAAGUAGAAAAUGAAGUGGAAAAGAGAAAAACAGGUUUGUUUUUUCCAAAUAUGCUAAUAAAUAGUCAUAAGGGGGAAGUGUACUCAGUUAAUUUUUCGUCCGAUGGAAAGUAUAUAACAUCAUCAAGUUUUGAUAUGACCAUAAUGAUUCAUAAUGUGUAUAAUGAAUGUGAAACUAUUAAUGUUUUAAGGGGUCAUAAAAAUGCAGUAUUACAAGCGAAAUGGAGUAAAGAUGAUAGUUAUAUUUGUAGUGUAUCUGCUGAUCAUAAUGCUUGUAUAUGGGAUGUUGAAAAUGAAACAAGAAUAAAAAAUUUUAAAGGUCAUACAAGUAUAGUUAAUGCACUGGAUAUAAUUAAUUAUAAUUUAUUUGUUACUUGUAGUGAUGAUUGUACAUUAAAAUUUUGGGAUAUAAGAUGUAAAAAAUUAGUCCAUACUAUUAAAGAAGAUUUUCCUUUAUUGGCUGUUUGUUCAGAUAAAAAAGGAGAAUUUAUUUAUGUAAGUUCAGUUGAUAAUACAAUUAAAAUUUAUGACUGUAAAAAUUAUAAAUUAAAAAAUACCUUAACAGGUCAUAAAAAUUAUAUAAGUGGAUUAGACAUAAAUAAUGAUGAAACUAUAUUAGCUUCAAUUAGUGCAGAUGAAACGAUUUGUUUUUGGGAUAUACAGCCUUUCCCUUGUGAUGAACAAUUACUUUUUCGAUUAAAUUCUCCAAAAUUUAAUAUCGACUAUAAUUUAAUUAAAUUAUCUUUUAAUAAUGAUAAUUUAUUGGCUUGUGGAAGUGGAGAUAAUUAUUUAUAUAUUUAUGAUUAUAAGCAGAAGGUUUUAAAAUUUACCUUGCCAGGUCAUAACAGUACUAUAAACGAUGUCGCCUUUCACCCAUUAGAAGAAAUCGUUGCUUCGUGUUCGUCGGAUAAUACCAUUUUUCUGGGCGAGUUGUAG